This is a messenger RNA of Archocentrus centrarchus (flier cichlid), 2831 nucleotides long. It is a transcript of the gene ss18, whose product is annotated as SS18 subunit of BAF chromatin remodeling complex. Bases 104 to 1243 code for a protein of 379 amino acids. Gene Ontology annotation, cellular component: nucleus. Gene Ontology annotation, biological process: positive regulation of transcription by RNA polymerase II. NCBI's taxonomy places the organism in Eukaryota, Metazoa, Chordata, Actinopteri, Cichliformes, Cichlidae. The transcript has 11 exons. Gene Ontology annotation, molecular function: transcription coactivator activity. The record is from RefSeq and is a predicted model, not a curated record.
UCGUAUUCUGAACUGCUUGAGCUGAGUUCUACCGAUUUGUUCAGUGUGUUAGCUACUUUUGACUUUUAUGCUAUAGUUUACGUUAAUAUUCUAUAGUAUCACCAUGUCGGUGGCAUUUGCACCUCACAGGCAGCGUGGGAAGGGUGAUAUAACACCCGCUGGAAUACAAAAGUUACUUGAUGAAAACAACCAGCUGAUCCAGUGCAUAAUGGACUUCCAGAGUAAAGGCAAAACAGCAGAGUGUUCACAGUAUCAACAGAUGCUGCACAGAAAUUUAGUGUACUUGGCGACGAUAGCAGACUCGAAUCAGAACAUGCAGUCUCUCCUCCCUGCUCCGCCCACUCAAAAUAUGCCCAUGGGUCCUGGUGGGAUGACCCAAAGUGGCCCCCCUCCUCAACCUCCUCACGGUCACAACAUGCCCUCUGAGGGUAUGGUCAGCGGUGGCCCUCCAGCCCCACAUAUGCAGAACCAGAUGAAUGGACAGAUGCCUGGGCCUAAUCACAUGCCAAUGCAAGGUCCUGGUCCAGGCCCCAACCAGCCCCCAAACAUGCCCAGUGGCUCUAUGAAUAUGCCCCCCAGCAGCCACAGCUCCAUGGGUGGCUACAAUCAUGCUGUCCCUUCCUCCCAGGGCAUGCCAUCUCAGAGCCAAAUGAAUAUGACCCAGGGCCAACCCAUGGGCAACUACGGGCCUCGUCCAAACAUGAACAUGCAGCCCAAUCAAGGUCCAAUGAUGCACCAGCAGCCUCCCUCACAGCAAUAUAACAUGCCUCCUGGUGGUGGGGGACAGCACUACCAAGGACAGCAGAACCCAAUGGGCAUGAUUGGCCAGGUCAAUCAAGGGAACCAUGUCAUGGGGCAAAGGCCAAUGCCGCCCUACAGACCCCCACAGCAAGGACCCCCUCAGCAGUAUCCAGGGCAGGAAGACUACUAUGGGGACCAGUACAGUCACGCAGGACAGGGAGCCUCAGAAGGUAAUGCCCAGUAUGGCCAACAACAGGAGGCAUACCAGCAAGGCCCUCCCCAGCCACAGGGAUAUCCUCCUCAGCAGCAGUACCCAGGUCAACAGGGCUACCCACCACAGCAGCAGGGAUAUGGUCCCUCUCAAAGUGCCCCAGGACAGUAUCCUAACUAUCCUCAAGGGCAGGGACAGCAGUAUGGGGGCUAUCGCCCUCCACAGCCUGGACCCCCACAGGGCCAACAGCAGCGCCCUUAUGGGUAUGACCAGGGGCACAUGAGGAAAUAAAGACCCGGGGAUUUGAACCCCUGACUAGCUCUGUAAGAAGCAAAGGGCCAGUAUGGAAAUUACCAGCAAUGAGAAGUGGUCACAGCAACCUACACAGCUCUGCUCUGAUCUCUAAGCUUUGACCUCUGGUCAGUUACGAAGCAGACUUUAAUGAUGGUUUUAAUCUCUCGUACACACAGACACACAACACUCAAACAUACAAGAUACAGUUUCCCCUCUCUUUGGGAUUUUAUCUUUUGCUGAAAAAAAAUGUAUUCAUGUGUAUCACGUUCACUGACCUAACGUCAAAGUCAGUGAGUCACCUCUGGUCCAGUAUGUCUCAAAGCAGCAAUGCCUUAAAAAAUGGAACUGCCUUAUCCUUUAGCAUUGCAGAUUGUGAAAUGGGCUAACAAAAUUUUGGAUAACAUAUGAUGUAAAUGUACAGUUUCAAUCUACAUGGUGCAUUGUUUCUCUAUCCUUCAGCUCCCUGAUCAUCAGAAGCAAUAAUGCCAGCAGUAGGUAAUUGUGUGGGGACUGUGAAGAUGAAAUAAUGCACCAAGUGAACUUCCAGCUAGGCCAUGGUACAUGUCUUGAUGUAUGUGAUGAUGUAAAAAUAUAUUUUAUGCUUUUUAGAUCAAGCUAACUUUGUAUAAGACAUUGGAAACUAGUACUAAAGCGGUGUUGUUUAUUUCAUCAAGUGUAUGUGUCAAUGUUUUUUUUGUUUGUUUUUUUUUUAAUGCUCUUUAAGAUCCCAUCCAGCACAUUUCCUUUAUUGUUUAAUUGUGUAACAAUUAAAUUAAAUCUGCUACAUCAGCGGCAUGGACUCGGGAAUACAGGAAUGGGAUUUUUUUUGGGGGGGGACAGGCACAGAGAGCAAAUAUGAGCAGCAUAUCUGUUAUUAGAAAUUGCUGUAACAAUUGCUAUAUUCUUUAGGACAACAAAAUAUCUAAUUCGGAUCAUCCUUUUUCUUUUCUUUUUUUUUUACAAAACCCACAGUACUUGUCAGAAUAACGGUCGUUGGCCUGUAUUUGAGUAAUUUGCCCAAAGAGGUAAUAUGUAGCAGAUGCCACUGCAAAUUGUGAGGAAAUGCUCUCUGGAGCCUUGUUUUUUCUACAUAAGCACCUCAGUCUUGUCCAUUGACUGCAAAUUAGUGAAUGAGGAAAGAUCCAACUUGGUGUUAUGAAUAUAUCUGGCAAGUACUUCGUUUGUUAGUUGACAAUGUUUGUUCACAGUGCUGGAAUCCCUCCUCUCCUUUGAAUAAACGUCUUAAGUUGAUGCCAUUCAAAUAGUGUUGUGUGUGAAUAAAAGAUUGUUACUGUCAAAUAUGUAACAUAAGAUGUGAAAAUAAUGUUCUGAAAUUGAUUCCUUAAUUUCACAGUAAAGACUGGUUGUGCAGUUUUAUAUUACUGGCUUGAUAUCUGUAUUAUGGUGCAUAUUUUAUUGAUCCCCACAUGUACAGCGACAUAAAAAGAGGAAUUCAGUGUCCUCUGGUAUUGUUUAUAUGGUUGUUUUAAUAUUUUUCAUUCUGCACCCCAUUCAAGUGGUGGUCACAUUUGUGUCAUGGCAUUGUAUAACUGUACAUUAUAAUAAAUUGGAAGAAUCUUUAAUA